Messenger RNA from Ctenopharyngodon idella (grass carp), 4836 nucleotides. It is a transcript of the gene zbtb44, whose product is annotated as zinc finger and BTB domain containing 44. Gene Ontology annotation, biological process: regulation of transcription by RNA polymerase II; positive regulation of gene expression. The coding region runs from base 354 to 2321 and encodes 655 amino acids. NCBI's taxonomy places the organism in Eukaryota, Metazoa, Chordata, Actinopteri, Cypriniformes, Xenocyprididae. The record is from RefSeq and is a predicted model, not a curated record. The transcript has 6 exons. Gene Ontology annotation, molecular function: protein binding; DNA-binding transcription factor activity, RNA polymerase II-specific; RNA polymerase II cis-regulatory region sequence-specific DNA binding.
CAGUCGCACAAGCCCUUGUGAAAAGCAUUCUGGGAUACAGUAUGUAAACAUCAGCCCCAAACCUAUCAGAGGAGAUACCAAUGCAUUUUAUACAUAAUGCAACUUUGAGCAGGCUUCUUUUUUAUGAUUUUGCCUUUUAAUACAAACGGGGCGCACUCGACUUCGUGAUUUAUCGGGAUGUAACUAUGCUUUCAACAAGCGACAGUACUUCUGUGCAAGUGUCAGAAUGCUAGCGGCUAAGUAGUUAGCUCGCUGCUGGAUCAUUCAUGCGCUCAUAGUUGUAUCACAUUUCAACGGAUUCGUCCAGUCUUCUUUUCUACCGGCAGCCCAGACUCCUCGUCCUACUGUGAAGGAUGGGUGUGAAAACCUUCACUCACAACUCCCCCAGCCACAGCCAGGAGCUUUUGGAUAAGCUCAACACCCUGCGCAGUGAGGGCCACUUCUGUGACGUCACCAUUCGAGUACAAGGCCAGCUGUUCUCGGCUCACAAGGUAGUGCUAGCCUGCUGUAGUGACUUCCUUCGAGCGAAGCUGUCUGGGAAGCCGGCUGAAGAAGACACUGUAAUUGUAGGCGAAGAUAACAAGCAUGUGCUGGAUCUUCAACACGUGACAGUCGCUGGUUUCACUCCUCUUCUGGAAUAUGCCUACACAUCCACCCUGUCCAUUAGUACGGAGAAUAUCAUUGACGUACUCGCGGCAGCUAGCUACAUGCAGAUGUUUGCAGUAGCUAACACUUGCUCUGAGUUCAUGAAGUCCAGCAUUCUGUGGAACUCGGCAUCCUCGGGAGCAGGAGGUCCUGGUAGCACCCAGCCCCCAGGUUUACACAGGCCCCAAGAGCCCCCUGAAGGCCAUGCGAGCUGCACCCUUGCCCCUGUAGAUGCCCUCUCACCGUCUCCAGUCUCAUCCGAAUGCAGCGUACCAGAGCGGCCCAUCCCUGUGUGCCGUGAAUCUAGGCGCAAGCGCAAAGGCUUUGCAAGCCCGCAACCAGCAUCCUCUACCUCUCCACAAGUCCCCAACCCCUCUCCCUCCUCUUCUUCCUUCCCAGAGAGUUCAGCGCAGGCUCUGGAACCAUCUCUGGCCUUCUCCUGGACAUACCCCUUUGGUGUGGACCGGCGGUUUACGCCAGAGAAGUCAAAACUACCUGAAGGUCUCCUGGAACCAUCCGGAGCGUCGGGGCAGGACUCUAGUGGACGGGCACUGGUGGAGUAUCUCGCCUGCGAGGGCCCACGCAGCCUGGGUGUAGGGGGUGCGGCAGGGGUAGAGGAGGAGGAAGAAGAGGAUGUGCAGGUGAAGGUAGAGAGGCUAAGUGACGAAGAAGUGCAUGAAGAGGCUUCUCAGCCGGUCAGUGCUCCACACAGUUCUCUGAGUGACCAGCAGACGGUUCCUGGGAAUGAACAUACCCAAGAAGAUCUACUCAUCAGCCCCCAAUCCUCAUCCAUUGGCUCCAUGGAUGAGGGGGUGACGGAGGGUCUCCAGUCCAUGCAGGGCACUCCAAACACUACUGGUCACAUGGAGGAGGAUGAGAGGCUAGAGAAUGUCCAGUACCCAUACCACCUGUACAUCAGUCCCUCCAACCGCCCAGGACUCAACGGUCCUGAACGGCCCUUCCAGUGCCCUACAUGUGGCGUCCGCUUCACUCGAAUACAGAAUCUCAAGCAGCACAUGCUCAUCCACUCUGGUAUUAAGCCAUUCCAGUGUGACCGCUGCGGGAAAAAGUUUACGCGGGCUUACUCCCUGAAGAUGCACCGGCUGAAGCACGAAGGUAAACGCUGUUUCCGGUGCCAGAUCUGUAGCGCCACUUUCACUUCCUUCGGUGAAUAUAAGCACCACAUGAGGGUGUCUCGCCACAUCAUCCGCAAGCCUCGGAUUUACGAGUGCAAAACGUGCGGCGCCAUGUUUACCAACUCCGGCAAUUUAAUCGUACACCUGAGGAGUCUCAACCAUGAGGCGUCAGAACUAGCAAACUACUUCCAGACCAGUGAGUUCCUCCUCCCAGACUACCUGAGUCACAUGCAAGAGGAAGAAGGGCUGGGACACUUUGAAAUGAGUGAGCAGACCUUUGAAGCUUCUUCCUCCUCUUCCUCAGUCCAAACACCAGUUAUCUCUCAAGUUUCCUCUACCAUGAACUAUGACAACCACACUUCUGCACCUCCUUCCCAAACCCCAAACCCUAGAUCAGGGCACGGAGGGGAGGGCGCACCAGGGGACCAUACGAAGUCCACGGCCGCUGUUACCUCUCUACAAGACCCAGAGGAAGAUGAGGGAGAGAAGGAGAGAGGGGGAAGAAAGAAGAAAAGACUUGUGUCAAUUACAAUUGAGUGAAAACGUUCCAUACAUUUAAACCUGUAUAAUAACAGUCCUGUUGCACACUCAGUACUUCUUUUGUUGACGUCUCGUUACGUUUUAACAGCUUACAGAUCUGAUAUGUUACAUAAUCAAAAAGUAUAAUGCCUUUUGAUAUUUGUUCAUUCUGAUUUGAAAUUUAAGUCAAAUCAAGUCACCUUUAUUUAUAUAGCGCUUCAUACAAUACCGAUUGUUUCAAAGCAGCUUUACAGUGAUAAACAGGAAAAUAAUGAUUCGGUGAAGCAAACAGUCAGUCAGUAAACAGUCAUUUGUUGUUUUGUUUGUUCCAUGUGUUUUAAUAUCACAUUUGAUUUGGAUUUACAUGCAGAUCUUUAUGAAAGAACAUCCCGGUUGUAAAUUAAAAAACAAAAACUUGAAUCAAAAAAUGUGACUUAUUAGUAACCCAUUAAUAUCUGUGAUUAUAAUGAAUUUGUUCCAUGGAACAUUUUCUUAAUUUAAUUAUUUUUUUAUUAUAUAAUUUUUUUAACCACUUUAUGGCAGUCUGUCGGAAAAAAAAUCUAAUUGUAUAAAUGUGAUGUUUUUUGUUUUGUUUUUAGCAUUACGUUCAACUAUGACUGAUCUCUUUUUAUUAUUUUACUUCUUUUCUCCAAUUUCAUGUCUGCGCCUUAACUAUAGCAAACUGCCCCUUCUGACUGUAAACAAACCUGUUAUAAACUGGGAAGCUUCGACACUCGGAGGACCGUUCCUAAAAAUGUGAAAGACUGUUGUUACUUCUUCCAUGUGUGUUCAGAGCGGAAACAAAACACUGAACCUGACUGGCACAAAACAACCAUGAAACCUUGUUAAUGGGUUGUUGUGCGUAGAUGGUGACUAAUCUAAUGUGCUUUAGUGUGUUGUUUUGAAUGAGUGUAUAUGUGAAGAGUAGCUCUGUUUUCCUAGCCCUCUUUUCUGCUGUAUGUGUAAUGCUGCUAAAAUUUUGUAAACUGUGCCUCUUGCCCAGCUCUCCGAACCACUCAUCAAUUCGACUGAAAGAGCUGUACGUGAAUUCUUUUGGUUUAACAUUCUUCGUUUGAUUGUGACAUAUAUGGAAGAAAUGGGUCACAAUUUAAUAGAGUGGAAGGUGAUAUUUCCAUAGCCUUUCCCAUUUUAUUGCUGUUGGAAUUAUACUAUGGAAUUUUUCUCCAUAACUUGAUGCCAUAGUUGUAUGUGCCUAACAGUCUCCCAAACAAAGUUUAUGAACAUCUUGUGACUAUGGCAUGAGCCUUGAUUGAAGAUGUAACUUGAUUGCAACUUUGGAAUAUGUAGCAUUUGUUUUGUUUGGUGAUUGUAAUGAUCGUGUAUCUUGCGUACAAAUCCGCUUCCUCCAUGUGAUAUUGCACCUGGCAAUCAGUCUCGAAGCUGCUCCAUUCCAACAUGAUUUUGUAGGGAACAAACAUUUUAUUAGACUUUGUGCAAUAUUGUUUUAGAUGAUUCACAUGUUCUAAAAUGAAAUUAUGUGAAUUAAAACAUUUUAUACUGCAGUGGACAAUGAGAUGAAUGACUGAAGAUAAUGAAUAGAGGACGGGGGUUGGUCGAGUGAAUAACGUAAGGCAUGUACCCUUCGAUAAACAGUUCAUAUGAAUUGUUAGUGUACAGACAGCGAAAGAAAUCACAUUGUGUAACAAAAACUAGGCUGCAAUAUCAUUCUCUGAUGUCAUUUCCCUUGAGAUGGUCUCCCACCUAUCUCACUCUCUCCAUUUUUGCAACCACGACUGUUGCUAGAACUCAAUUACUUCAUAGUCUGAGAGUUUGUAGUGACGCAUUUAUCCAUAAGACAAUAUUGGCUGUCUGUCCCAGAUUGCUCUUUGUGCUACUUGCAUGUUUUCCGUGCAAAAAAGACAUAUGGGGAAAAAAAAAAAAAUCAAUAUAGCAUGGGUUGAUUCGUUUGUUGGAUGUUGUUUCAGAUAUGUGCAAAUACCAUUUUGUAUACAAUAUUCAAUCUUUGGUGUUCAAUUGUUUGAGCAGAAAGAAACGUGAUAUUUCAGUAGUCAUAAUGCUUUUUUCCAGAUUCUGUAUCAAUGACAGUUACCUUAAAAAGUGUCAAUUUGUACAUUUGUAAUAUCUAUGUGAGUGUGAGUAGUUAUUUGACUUGAGCUUUGUAGUGUUCGCUUUUGUGACCAUGUCUUAUUGGUAUAUACUCUAUAUUCUUUUUUUAAAGCCUAUAGUUUUAGUCGUAUCUCGUGCCUUUGGAUAUUGGAUCUGUAUUGUAUUUUAAUUGGCUUAAACAUGCAUUGGUAUGAAUUCAUAAUGUUUUGUAGACAGAAUGCUGGUAGACUUCAAAUGUAGCUUGAAUCUAAAAAUAUUUUUGAAGUGCUAUUCGACACGGUUUAAACUGUAUGUUUUGUGUUUAUUUUCAUAAAGACAAAUGUAUUAGUCAUUUUGUAUCCUUUCAGUGGUUCUUAUCAUCCGUUUCUGUGCCAAUUCAGAUUUAUUGAAUGAUGUUUUGUAAAAACAUUAUGUACAUUAAGAUUUACAGUAAAUGGUUACAGCCUGA